UCUGUGCUGCAAUUACUUUGCUACAAUCCAUUCCACACAGCGCAUGAGUGGUAGGUAUAUCUACAAUAUUUGUUUCCCGACAGCACAUAUUGGAGCUGAGUAGCAGCAGCCAGCAGAAAGCUCUAGAGCAGAUAGCCGAAAAUCAUUCUACAAACCGGUUAACGCCGGUCAAAUGUACAUGUCAUUCUAACCUAAGAUCAAGAUAAAUUUAUCAACAAUGAUUUAUCAAUUGUUUGUGUGUAUUUUAGUGCCUUCAAUCAUAGCACAACAAGUGACAUCUCCUCAGGGCACUCUCAAAGGAUUGUUCAAAAAGUCUGAAUUCGGCCGACAGUUUGAAGCCUAUUUAGGUAUUCCCUACGCCAAACCACCUGUUGAAGAACUCCGCUUCAAGAGUCCAGUACCUUUUGGAAAAUGGGAAGGAGUGAGAAGUGCUGUGAAGGAGGGCUCCAUUUGUUUGCAGCAAAGUGUUUGGAACCCAGACAAUGCGGAAGAAGUUGGGGAAGAAGACUGCCUCUACUUGAAUGUCUACACACCCAGUUCAGCCAAGCCCAAAAAAUACCCUGUGAUGGUGUUCAUUCAUGGAGGUGGAUUCGAAGGAGGCACAGGCAACGAAGUCAUUUACGAGCCUGAUUAUCUCUUGGAUAAAGAUAUUGUGCUGGUUACUCUGAACUACAGAUUGGGAGCGCUUGGAUUCGCCAGUACGGAAGACGUUGAAUUGCCAGGGAAUUUCGGCCUGAAAGAUCAAUCGUUGGCUUUGAAAUGGGUGAAGGAGAAUAUUGCUGCUUUCGGUGGCAACCCUGACUCGGUGACAAUAUUUGGGCAGAGUGCGGGCGGAGCGAGUGUGCACUAUCAUAUGGUCUCGCCUCUCAGUCAAGGUCUAUUUCACAGAGGCAUACCGAUGAGCGGCACCGCGCACUGCCCUUGGGCGCUGAGUGCCCCCGGCGUCAUUGCCAAGCGCACCAGAAAGUUGGCAACACUGGUCGGCUGCCCGGCCGAGCCAUCCGCUCUGCUCGUCGAGUGCCUCAGGAAUAUUCCCGCCUACCUCCUCAUACACCUUAAAACCGAGUUCCUGGAAUGGGACAUGGAUCCUGUGAUAACAUUCACACCAGUUAUAGAGCCAGUUGGUGUGAAGGAUGCCUUUCUGACCGUUGACCCCUACACGACACCUACCAAACUGCCAACAAUGCUGGGAUUCACAUCUCAAGAAUCUGCAUUCAGGAUAGCCAUGUUCAUGUCUGGUAAGAAAGGACUGGAAAACUACUUGGAUGACCUCAACAAUGACUUCGAUGAUUUGGCUCCAAUUUCUCUGCUGUAUGACCACACUGCCAAGAAUCCAAGUCAAAUUACAAGCGAGAUAAAAAAGUUCUACUUUGCAAGCAAAAAUAUCACGAAAGAAGUUUUACCUGUUUUGGGAGAUUUGUACACUGAUUGCUGGUUCAGUCAAUGCUCUCUCUCGUUUGUGAGACUCCACAAGGGACCUGGGCCUGUCUAUCUCUACCUGUUCGCUCACACAAGUGAAUACAGUUCAAGCUUUAAACAAUCGAAUUCGACCGAGUACUUGGGUGUUAAUCAUGGCGAUGAUCUGAAUUUCCUUUUCCCAAUGAAAUCCGCUGUGGAUAGGACCAAAGGGCUUUCCGUUGCAGACAAGAAUAUGAGAGAAGAGAUGUUGACAUUCUACACCAAUUUUGCUACUUUCGGCAAUCCAACUCCAAAAGAAACUGAGAACUAUCGCGACAGACCGAAAACAAAGAUUGUGAAGUGGACUCCAUCGUCAGCAAAUAACAUGGAAUACUAUCACAUCGAAGGAGGAAAAAUCAAGAUGGAUAAGAAGCCCAUCGAUAAGAGGGCACAGUUCUGGAAAAAUCUGCAAUGGCGACCAAGUGAUCUCAAAAAAAUAACAACAUACACAAGAGAUGAACUGUGAUUCCUUAAUACCACUGAUCACAACCGCAAAUCCAAAAAUUGUGCAAAGAAUUCAACAAAAUGCUCUCAUACUGUACUCUAAUUAAACUAAAUCACUUGCAAUUUUCAACUAGACUCAACCUUCUGUAUCUUACAAAAGGACUUAAUUGAUUUUUGUGGUACAAUAGUAAUUAUUUUAUUGAUAAUAUAAAUCGAUGUUUUUUUUAAUAAUAAUUUGAUUUACAACCAAAGUCUGCAUUCAAAGCUAUUAAAGAAAUACGUUUUCCUCCA
Molecule: messenger RNA, 2193 nt
Organism: Nilaparvata lugens (brown planthopper)
Lineage: Eukaryota; Metazoa; Arthropoda; Insecta; Hemiptera; Delphacidae
Product: venom carboxylesterase-6
Exons: 10
Coding region: 218-1924 (568 amino acids)
Source: RefSeq, a predicted model, not a curated record